Pteronotus mesoamericanus is the source of this 1142-nucleotide messenger RNA. RefSeq names its product complement component 4 binding protein beta (gene C4BPB). The record is from RefSeq and is a predicted model, not a curated record. The transcript has 6 exons. The coding region runs from base 143 to 1114 and encodes 323 amino acids. NCBI's taxonomy places the organism in Eukaryota, Metazoa, Chordata, Mammalia, Chiroptera, Mormoopidae.
AACUGGAUUUGCCUGUGCAAUUUAUGAAGCUGAGUUUUAAAUCUGGCAGCUCUUUGGCUACCCUCUGUGUUUUUGUGAAACCCCUCCCUGUGCCACUUUCCUUACAGUUGUUUUUAUUUCUUGUUGCAAGAUUUUUUUCUUCAUGUUUUUUCAGGAAAGAGGAAUCGAUACAACCCCUUCUCUAGGAGGAAGGUGGUUGGUUGGUCUGAUCUUAAGCAAUGUUAGAAGAUCUUUUUUGAUCCAAACCGGGUGUCUGGGCUGGAUUAAUUCCAGCCUGGGUCAAGCAAUUGAUCACAAGAUGUUUUUUCGGUUGGUUUGUUAUCUUGUGGUUGGGUGGCUGAUUUCUGGCUCAGAUGCAGAGAGCUGUCCAGAUCUUCCUCCAGUGGACAAUAGCAUAUUUGUUGCAGUGGAGGAAAAAGGACAAAUUCUGGGGACUUACUUUUGUUCUAAGGGCUACCACCUGGCAAAAGAGGGAACCGUUUUUUGCAAAGCCACUAAGGGAUGGAAUGCCUCCAAGGGAUGGAAUGCCUCCCCUCUCAAGUGCCGCUUGGGCCACUGUCCUGACCCUGUGCUGGCAAAUGGUGAGGUUAGUUCCCUGGGGCCUGUGAAUGUGAGUGACAAAAUCACGUUUAAGUGCCAUGAGAACUACAUCCUCAAGGGCAGCAAUUGGAGCCAGUGCGCAGAGGACCACACCUGGGUGCCUCCCCUUCCUGUCUGCAAAAGCAGAGACUGUGGCUAUCCUGAGUAUCCAGAUCAUGGCUAUUUUGAAGGAGACGAUUUCAACUCAGAAUCUACCAUUACUUAUUACUGUGAAGAGGGAUAUCGCUUGGUGGGCACACAAGAGUGGCAGUGCAUUGAUGGAGAGUGGAAGAGUAAAUUUCUGGUCUGUGACUUGAUCCAAAAAGCUUCCAAGCCAGCUUCACAGACUGCGUAUGAAAAGGCACUGCUUGCCUUUCAAGAGAGUAAAGACCUCUGCAAAGCCACAGAGAACUUUAUGCAAAGAUUAAAGGAAAAUGGCUUAACAAUGGUGGAAGUAAAAUAUCUUCUGGAAAUAAAGAAAGCUGAGUUGAAGGCAGAAUGUUUUCUUGACAUUCCAUCUGAGCAUACUGGGUAAUGGAAAUACACAUAUGAAUAAAUUUUCC